AUUCAUUCCAAACGUUUGAUGGAAUGUUAUCGGUAACAAGUGUUUAUAUACCCAAACAAGUUUGGCGAAAUAUAUCAACGGUUUUGAAUACCGUAUGAUCACUGAGUCGUGCUACCACUCAUUCAUUAAACAAUCAUGGCUGUACAGAGAGUGAAAUUCACGAUGUGCAAUAUCAUCCUCCAGCUGACCUCGAUGCCAAUGGAUGGGGCUGGAGUACACCUACUGACCUAGGUAGAUUGGCGGAUGUUCACCCUGAUAUUUACAUGCAUAUAUGAGUUCUAAGUGUACGGAUUUGAUUCACUGAUUGACACGUUCAUGUCAAUCCUUAACCUAUAAGGUUUAGUGUCGAUCUUUGCGUCUCUUUGGAAACAUGCAAACAUGCAAACAUGAAAAUAUCCAAAUAUCCAAACACGGAAGUCAAUCAUAUUACCUACUUCACAACCACAAAUAGGGGGCUACAUUCGUCAUUCCAAUGAUACAUUCUCUUCUCCCGAUUGAAAUCCCUUAAAAUUUUAGCAAGAAACAGAGAAGGCCCAUCAUGGCGCCCGUCCCAGCUCAACUCCGAGAUGAUAUCAAGACCCGUUUGGAGAAGGUCAUAGAAGAAUUAGAAGCACAUCCCUCCUGGAGCUCGCACAAGCCAAGUCCAAGUCUCUUCUUUCUCUGGGAUUUUGUAAAGCGUGGUCGCUACAUGCUUCUCGAAUACGAUAACAUUCUAAAUGGACGUCCUCUCCAACAUGUCGAUCAAUUCAGCACAGGAUCACCAGGCACAGGUGAAAAUGCUGCAUUGAAGGUAUUUCAAGAAGUGUGUGCACGAACCUUGAUGCUGAAGAUGAUUGUCACCGACACAACCGGUCGAUUGAAAAUGAUGAUGGGAAGCGCUGGCCCCUCAGUCGAUUUUGGCGAAAAUGUCAGGCAAGCAGUUAGAGAGUUAGAGGCUGUUAUUCCAAAGGAACACAUGGUGGCUGGUAUGGACGACUGAGACUAUGAGGAUAAUUUUGACAGAAGAGGGAGGAGCUCUAUUGUUUCGGUGAAGUUCUCUAUUUCAAUUCAAACAGUCUAUCGAUACUCCACUCUGAUUUGAAUCUUCAAGAGAAUGAGAUUGCCACAAAUUAAACGUCUGAGGCAUCUGGAAUUUCAUCAGAUUGAGGCCGGCCUGAUCCCGACUUAUUAUCACCUCCCAUGCAAUGUAAAAGUCUUUCCGGUGUUGUAAUGGUAUCAACCUCGCCGUAUGUCCCCUGAUUUGUGUCAUCAGCGGGGUUUUUUGUCAACACAUUGAACAUGGAAAUCAUUGCACUCUCUUUUACUUGCAAUCAUCCACACACAGUGUUGCAGAAAGCUCGUUUAUUCCAAGUCUAGGUGUUCAUGAAAUCCAGCGCAACAACUUAUCCGGAUUUGUCUGUCGGCUUUAUUGCUGUCAAAUUAUCCUUGAAAUGCUGAAUACAUCAAUGGUGAAAACAGUUCAUUUUAGAGCUGCUUCACAUCCCUGGGUAAAGUGUAGGCAGAUUGUCUGCAAGCUGACAAAGGUAUGUCUCGUCUGCAAUCAAGCUCGCUAUGUAGGUAGAUUGUAUGUGCAUCAUCAUACAAUUCCCCUUUUUUGUUAAUCCAGCUUCUGGGGUUGC
Molecule: messenger RNA, 1619 nt
Organism: Botrytis deweyae
Lineage: Eukaryota; Fungi; Ascomycota; Leotiomycetes; Helotiales; Sclerotiniaceae
Exons: 3
Coding region: 539-979 (146 amino acids)
Source: RefSeq, a predicted model, not a curated record